AUGAUGCUUGGAAAGCUGUGGACAAAAAAAAAGACUGCUAUUUGGGAAACUGAGAAGAGGAGUCUGCAGGAUAUGAUCCAAGGUCAGCAAGAGUUGAUAAACAAGUGCAGGGAAAAAAUUGAUGCUUGGAAAGAGAAAGAGAUCUAUGGAGAAGAUUUAGGUGAGAAAAAUGAGAUGGAAUCUAAAAUAUCCCAGGAUAACACACCUGAAGAUGCUUAUGUAGAACCUGUGAAUUACUCAGCUAGUCAAGAUUCAGUGGAAUCUCUAGGCACAAAAUUAGGAAUUCACAAGAAGGAGGAGGGAGACAAGGAUAAAUAUAAAGAGGGACCUGCUAGAAGAAGUGAUAGAAACCUGGAUAAAAAAGAUGCUAAAAUAGAAGACCUGGCCAAGGAAAGGGCGGCUGAAAAAGACAAUUAUGAAAAGGUGCCCAGGGGAAAGAAUGUUGAUGCUGGGAGAAAAACUCAUCAUGCAAGUAGCAAGUGAUGUCUACAAGGCUGGCAUUUUGGAGUACUUCGAAUCUAGCAAUGACGGGGAUAAAAAAAGACUUCUACUUUUGGUGCUUCGACGAAGUGAAGUGAAGUGGAAGAUCUGUGUAUGAGGCUAAUCUUUUGUGCCUACCUUUGUUGUUGUGUUAUCUUAUGUAGUUUCCUGUUUUGGCCUUGUUAUGAUGUGAGACUUCUCUGAAAUGUAAUAGGGCUAGAUCUUAUCCGCAGUGAUUUCGACAACAUGUU
Messenger RNA from Triticum dicoccoides, 731 nucleotides. RefSeq lists its product as uncharacterized. NCBI's taxonomy places the organism in Eukaryota, Viridiplantae, Streptophyta, Magnoliopsida, Poales, Poaceae. The transcript is spliced from 2 exons. The coding region runs from base 1 to 483 and encodes 160 amino acids. The record is from RefSeq and is a predicted model, not a curated record.